AUGAAACCUAAAAGAUACAAAGUGCAAUGCUGCGAAUGUAAAUCUGUGUUUAACAAUGAUUUUAAAAGUCAACAUGAAAAAGUUAAACAUGGUGGAAAAAGAGUAUCCAUACAAAAUAUUGGGGCGCCUGCAAACCCAUUUGAGGCUGCGUUAAAGAAACGGAAAUAUGAGGCAGAAACAGAAACUAUAAUUGAGGCUACUUCUACUGCUUCUGACACCGAUUCCGUUCGAAUAAGCUCUAACGAUAGCCCCUACAAAAAGAUCGAUGGGAGUGAAAAUACUGAUGUUAGUGAAAAUAUGGACCUGAAUAUGCCAAGUGCCAGUACUACCAUCCCCAGUGAUAUAGACGUGGAACCAGACGUAAUCUCUAUAAAUACUGACGAUGAAGCAACCCAAUGCUUAUCAAACACUAUUUCUUCUGAUCAACCAGGUGAAGAAAAAUCUUUUAUAUCACUGUUAGGAAAAUUUUCGUAUCUGUUAGACUCUUUAAAUGAAAGCAAAGGGCUGUUAGAAAAAUAUCAUAAAUCAGAAAUUUUAGAUGAAAAAAUGACUACAAUUGAUAUGUUAAAUUCCGUGACAGAACUUAGGCAGAAUUGCAACUCAAUAAUAGAUAUUGCCAAUGAAGUGCUAGCAAAUUUAAACAAAGAUAAUAUUUCUUUUGAAAUUGAUGACCAAAAUAGUCUUUCUGAUAAUAUAGUAAAUCAUGAUCCUGCAAUGCGCCCUUCUAAGUUAAGUACCAAUCAAAAAAACUAUCUUAUUCGUUUGGGACCCCAUCAACCUCGCUUAGCGGCAUUUCCAUCAGAUGGAAAGAAUAGGUUUAAUGCCCAAUGGUAUAAUGAAUUUGAAUUUUUAGAAUAUAGUACCAUAAAUGACUCUGUUUUCUGUUUUGUUUGCUGCUUAUUUCCAAAGGGUAUAGGGCGGGAAAAAGGGGAAAGCUCUUGGGUUGAAGGAGGUGUAAAUGGGUGGGGAAAAAUGAAAAGUGCUGGAAAAAAUAAACUGGGCAAACUUCAACAACAUUUUUCAUCCAUGGCUCAUAAAGCGGCAUUGUCCGAUUAUUGUAAUUUCUUGAUUACAGAAAGGCAUAUUGAUGUUUUCCUAGAUAAAAAUAAGAGAAAUACAUUAAUCGAACAAGAGAAAAUCCAUAGUCAAAAUAAGAGAGUUUUAUGGGUUUUAAUGGAUACAAUCAGAACAUUAGGCAUUCUAGGAUUGGGUUUUCGAAAAUCUGAUUCGGCUUCCGAAGGAAAUUUUGGACAAAUUGUAAACCUUAUAUCAAGACAUAACAGUGUCGUGAAACAAUGGUUUGACGACAGAAAAUUGCGCCCUUAUCAUGUGACAUACAUGAGUGGUGAAUCUCAAAAUGAAAUGAUCUCUUUAAUUGGAUCAGAGGUACGUAGUUUGAUAAUUGAAGAAAUUAAAGAAUGUUUAUUUUUUUCGAUAAUGGCUGAUACGACACCUGAUUUAUCCCAUAAGGAUAUACUCUCCCUGGUAAUACGUUAUGCCGACAAUAAGGGUAAUAUUCACGAAAGGCUUAUUAAGACCUUUGAAUGUUGCGAUAAAUCCGGACUGGGUAUGGCCGAGUUGUUAAUUAAAUGCCUAAGUGAGUUGGAAAUAGAUAGUUCUAAACUUGCUUUUCAAUCAUAUGAUUUUGCUAGUAACAUGUCCGGUCGUUUUAAUGGCGUACAAAAAAAAAUUACAGAUAUCGUCGAGCACAAUGUACCUUACAUUCCCUGUCAAGAUCACAGGACUAAUACAGUGCUUGAACAUGCUUGUAACGUAAGUGCAUUGAUUAGAAACUUUUUUGACACUCUUGAAGAACUUUACGUAUUUUUUACAUCAAGCACAAAAAGAUUUAAACACCUGCAAGAAAAAAUACAAGAAAUAGAUAAAUCAGUUCAACUUAAAAACCUUUCAAGAACCAGAUGGACUGCAAAGGCAGACUCAGUCAGAGCUCUUAACCAAACAGUAGAUCAAAUUAUUGAAGUUCUAUCAGACAUUUCCAAAAAUAGAGAAUUUGAUGGUUCUACAAGAACUAAAGCAUUGGGACUUUACAAAAAGAUUUUAAAUUUUGACUUCAUAGCUAGCUUCUUUUUUCUAAAAAAUAUUUUACCAAAAAUUAAAAUUUUAACUGAAACGAUAGAAACACCUAAUUUAAAUAUAAUAGACUGCAUUAAUUUGAUAAAAACUACUGCCCUUAAUUUAAGAAAUACCGAUUAUGACCAUAACAGUUUAAAUAGUCUAAUUGAAAGUGCCAUAAAAUAUGCCGAAAAAUUAAAUAUUGAUCCUUAUUCUGAUUUUUCGAAAUAUCAUAGACGAAGGAUUAUGCCAAAAAAAAUUGAUGAAAAUCGUGACACUGAAGUCGAUAUGGAUUUAAAAACUUUUUAUAGGCGAGAUUUCCAGGAAAUUUUGGAUACCUUAUCAAGUGGUUUAAAUGAUAAUUUUGAGCAUAUCAAAAAAUCAAUUGAGCCACUGUAUUCAGUUUUAACAUUUCCACUUGAUAAAAGAAAUAUUACCUUAAAGAUUUUAGGUGACAUUUUUGCCAUGUUUCCUCCAGGUUCUAAGAAGCCUGAUGUCCAUUCUUUACAAGGUGAAUUAGAAGUUUUAUUUGAUAUGAACUCUAAAGUAAGUUCUUUUCCUGAACUAUUAUCUAAUGUAACCAAGUUAAAAGAUAAUUUAAAUCAAGCAUUUUGCUUUUGUAUGUUUGUAUUGACUGUACCCUAUGGUGUUUCAACCAACGAAAGGAGCUUUAGUCAAUUAAAAAUUAUUAAAAAUGUGUUAAGAACAACAAUGUCUGAUGAACGGCUUGAUAAUUUAAUGCUAUUAAAGUGUGAAUCUGACAUGGCGUUAAAAUUAGAUUUAGGUUACACAAUUGAUAAGUGGGCAACUCUAAAGAAAAGGCGAAUAAUUUUAAAAUAA
Molecule: messenger RNA, 2913 nt
Organism: Diabrotica virgifera virgifera (western corn rootworm)
Lineage: Eukaryota; Metazoa; Arthropoda; Insecta; Coleoptera; Chrysomelidae
Exons: 2
Coding region: 1-2913 (970 amino acids)
Source: RefSeq, a predicted model, not a curated record